Molecule: messenger RNA, 1170 nt
Organism: Ziziphus jujuba (common jujube)
Lineage: Eukaryota; Viridiplantae; Streptophyta; Magnoliopsida; Rosales; Rhamnaceae
Product: protein IQ-DOMAIN 20
Exons: 2
Coding region: 715-1170 (151 amino acids)
Molecular function (GO): protein binding
Source: RefSeq, a predicted model, not a curated record
UUGAUUAAAACUGAAAAAAUAAAUAAAUAAAUAAUAUGUUAUUAAGCUAUCAUUUAUCUAAUGAACCAUACAUUUUCAUGCGAUCCUUUUUAAUAUUUUUGGCUUUCAAUGGAAAACAAGAGGGAAAAAAUAUUUGUACUUUAUAGUGUUUACGUUAUGUAGAAGUAAAAUUUAUAGUUUAUAGUGUUUACUACGCUAUGUAAUAGUGAAAAGCUAAAAGCGACUCGCCUGUCUUCGUCCCUUCAAGAAAAGGCUUUUACUAAUAAUAAUAAUAAUAAUGUUUUUUUUUUUUAAUACUAAAAACUUUUAGUUAAAAUCGUUUUUAGACCAAUAAAUAAAAAAAUAAAUAAGGUGACAGCAGAAGUUAAACUCAUUUUAGAUUCAAAUAUUACAACGACUAAAAUUCACCUCUUGUACUGAGAGAGAAAAAUAAAAAAUGAUUUUGCGAAUGCUUCAAAGUUCAAACUCACAUAGAGGCGGUGGUAGAGAUAUUCAUCCCGCCACGUUCUCUCAGCUUCUGAGAAAAGUAUUUAGACACUGAGUAAACCAAACAUGUACAUGGUGUCCACAUCUCUUCCUCUGCCUUUACGCUACAUAUAUCCUACUAUGAUCCGACCGUGUGGAAAAGGCAUUAAAAAUCUGAAACCAUGCUCAAGUCCACAAACUACUACGAAAAACUUUCCAAGUAUUCAAGAUAGAUUGUAGAUUACAAGAAUGGCAACUUCACGAAACUGGUUCAAGCUAAUCCGAAGGAAGUUUGUCCGAUCAUCUGCCAGAGAUAUCAUUGUUGUUCAUACCGAAGACAGCAGUUCAAAUCUCCAUGAAGAAACAAUCAUUCUUGAACACCCCAAUUCCCCACCUGCAUCAACAGAUUCAACAACACCCCAAAAGCAGGUUCUAACCAAACAAGACAUUGCUGCUAUCAAAAUCCAAGCAUUUUUCAGGGGACAUCUUGCACGACGGGCAUUUCGAGCGCUGAAGAGCCUGGUGAAGCUGCAAGCAUUGGUUCGUGGGGCGUACGUUAGGAGACAGUCGCGCAUCGCUCUGCAUUGCAUGCAUUCACUCGUUCGACUGCAAGUCAAUGUUCGUGCUCGGCAGCUGCUCAGCACAUCCAGUAAUGGCCGAUCUACCAAGUCUUCAGAUAUAUUUACCAGACGUCCACGCAAAUAG